Messenger RNA from Monodelphis domestica (gray short-tailed opossum), 3124 nucleotides. RefSeq names its product transcriptional adaptor 1 (gene TADA1). Gene Ontology annotation, biological process: regulation of transcription by RNA polymerase II. Gene Ontology annotation, molecular function: transcription coactivator activity. The record is from RefSeq and is a predicted model, not a curated record. NCBI's taxonomy places the organism in Eukaryota, Metazoa, Chordata, Mammalia, Didelphimorphia, Didelphidae. Gene Ontology annotation, cellular component: SAGA complex.
GAAAGGCUGGCGAGAGCAGGGAAGACUCAGGGAAAUGGAGGGACGCACGCACGCAUACGUACGGGGCAGCCUCCUUGCCUCUCGCGAGAAAGGUAUGAAGCUCCGAGAACUACAUAAACAAGGACUCCCUUGCACGGCGGAAGGCGGGAGACGGAAGCAGCUUUGGCUUCCCAGCCCCCUAUCUCUACGGAUUGGUUUUUGGGGUUUCGCACACGCGGUCGUGAAACAGCGCAGCUAUGGCAACUUUUGUGAGCGAGCUGGAAGCGGCCAAGAAGAACCUGAGCGAGGCGCUGGGCGACAACGUGAAACAAUAUUGGGCUAACCUGAAAUUGUGGUUCAAACAGAAGAUCAGCAAAGAAGAAUUUGACUUGGAAGCUCAUCGGCUCCUUACACAGGAAAAUGUACAUUCCCACAAUGAUUUCCUCUUGGCUAUUCUCACUCGUUGUCAGAUUUUGGUUUCUGCACCAGAGGGUGCCGGGUCAUUACCCUGGACAGGAGGUUCUGCAGCUAAACCUGGAAAACCCAAAGGAAAGAAAAAACUUUCUUCAGUUCGACAGAAAUUUGAUCAUAGAUUCCAGCCCCAGAAUCCACUGUUGGGAGCCCAGCAGUUUGUGGCAAAGGAUCCGCAAGACGAUGAUGAUUUGAAACUUUGUUCUCAUACAAUGAUGCUUCCUACUCGUGGCCAGCUUGAAGGGAGGAUGAUAGUAACUGCGUAUGAGCAUGGGCUGGAUAAUGUCACCGAAGAGGCAGUGACUGCUGUUGUAUAUGCAGUGGAGAAUCACCUUAAAGAUAUUCUGACAUCAGUGGUAUCAAGAAGAAAGGCUUACCGUUUACGAGAUGGUCAUUUUAAAUAUGCUUUUGGUAGCAAUGUGAAUCCACAGCCUUACCUAAAGAAUAGUGUAGUAGCUUACAAUAACUUAAUUGAAUGCCCUCCAGCAUAUUCAGUUCCUUCUGCUGGUCAGAAUCCAGCUUCCCACCCCCCUCCAGAUGAUGCUGAGCAGCAGGCAGCUCUCCUAUUAGCUUGUUCAGGGGAUACUUUGCCAGCCUCGCUGCCUCCUGUAAACAUGUAUGAUCUUUUUGAAGCUUUACAGGUGCACAGAGAAGUGAUUCCUACACAUACGGUAUAUGCCUUGAACAUUGAAAGGAUCAUCAUGAAACUCUGGCACCCAAAUCAUGAAGAGCUACAACAAGACAAAAUUCAUCGGCAACGUUUGGCAACAAGAGAGGGGCUGCUUCUCUGCUGAUGUAGCAUUUGAGAUGAGGGCAUUGAACUCUUAAGUGAAUCAAUGUCUAAGAACUGGAUUUUUUGUGUCUACAUUUCAAGGCUGAGAUGUACAAUGCAUAACCACUUCCUAUGGAAAUGACUUGUGUUUAAUGUAUUUAUGUGCUACUAUGAAGCCAUAGUAUAAAUUUGACUUUUGUUAAUGAUCAGUCUCUUCCUUAUACCACCCUUUACCCUUAAUCCUCUUGCCCAAAGCAGAUAUUGAUUCUGCUUUUGGAAUGUAAAGUUGACUAGCUAGAAUGUAGCUUUGGGCCUUGCAGCUCUUUUAUCUGGUUUGUAUGAGUAAUUGUCUUUGAAAAGCUUUUACAUAUACUAAUUCCUAUGAUCAGAAAAAAGAUCCAGGUGUUGAGUGAAGGACUGUUGAUCCACAUUCCAGCAGAGAUAAUGUAGACAGUUCAGAAAUCCAAAAAAAUCAUUUGAACGUGAUAUUUAAAUGAUGUAAAUAGCCCUUUAAGAUACCAUGCAUUUCAACUUAGUAUUGCUACAGCUGGCUACAUGCCUUUCUUUGCAUUUAAAAAAAAAACCCAACUACUCUCCAGGAACACAAUAACACAAAAUUACUUCCAUAAUUAACAUUUCUCCAUAAAGCUAGUCAUCUUGCCAAGUAAAGGACCAUUCCUUUAUCCAGAAAAUAAAGUUAUCUAUGCAUUGUGGUUGGAUCUUCUUGAUUUAAACUCAUGUGGUUUUAGAGUAACAUCUGCUUGUGCUUCUCAUGCCACCUGGAAACUUAAGAUUUUUAACAACUUAAGUGAUAGAGGUGGACCAGUCAAAAUACAGGUCAGUGUGUAGGUGUAUAUAAGUAUGUAUUUCAUAUACAUAAAUGUUUUUAUGACUAUUAUCUUUUGGUUUUAUAAAUUGGGACUUAAAAUGGAUUCUUAUAAAAAUAACUACAUGGUAAAUACUAUCUUGCAUAAGGCUGAAUAUUAAAUGAAACACUAAUUUAUAUGUUCUCAGUAGAACCUUCCAAGUCCCAUAUGAGGUUUUGUGAUGUUCAAAACAAAUGCGAAGGAUUCAGAAAAAUCUGUAUUCAAAAGGAACUUUUAAUAGAGGUGUGAAAAGCCCUUUUCAUUUAGGAUAGGACAACACUCCAUUUCUAGGGUUUUAGUAGUUUUUAAAAACUGAUACCUAACCGAUCCAAACCUUCCCCCGCCCCCCCUUGAAUAGCCGUAGUUGAAAAAGCUAAGACUGAACAAGAGAUAAGUUUUUUCAAUGGUUUAAAUUCUGCUGUUGAUUAAUGAACUUAAAAACCGUGUAUAAGAGGAUUCUAAUUCAUUCUGAGGGUAGUGUAUGGCUUGCUUUAGGGCUGGAUACUUGAUGGAUAAUGAGAAGAGGUAUAAUUCUAGUUUUGUAUGUUUUGUCAAUGGGAGGACCACAAACAGAUGGGUUUUACAUGUCAUUAAACUGGUUCAUUGAUUAUUUCUGUUUUUUCAUUGACAUUAUUGAAAACCAAAUUUUGAUGGCUCAUUUACUGAAGUGUGAAAAACAUGCUUUUUGCUAAUAAUUGAGCCAGUUGUCAUGUCACCCUGAGUUCUUUUAUUAUGGGCUAAUUGUGUUUCAAAUUUGACUAAGGUAAAUGGCCAUUUUCAUAAGGCUCUGAUUGCCAAAUUAAAUUCUGACAACGGUAUUUUAUUUCCCAUUGUAUCCAAAAAUUUCAUUGAAGCCCAUAGUAAUAGUAUCACUCCUUCCACAGAAAACUACUAAACUGUUAUUUAUGGCUGUGCCAAUCCACCAAUUCAAGGACUGAGUAAAAUGUUAUUAACUAGAAUGUGCAAUUUCCUGAUAAAGGGACAAUGAAACCUAAAAGUGAAAUAAAACACCACAACCUUUAUUUUUAUUAUCAAA